Enhydra lutris kenyoni (northern sea otter) is the source of this 1246-nucleotide messenger RNA. RefSeq lists its product as uncharacterized. The transcript has 3 exons. The record is from RefSeq and is a predicted model, not a curated record. Lineage: Eukaryota; Metazoa; Chordata; Mammalia; Carnivora; Mustelidae. The coding region runs from base 1 to 843 and encodes 280 amino acids.
AUGAUCCUCAAAAUUCAAAUGUCCAGCGGCCCUCAGGGACUCGCAGAUGACUGCGACUCCAACACUAGGAACCUGUCACCUUACGGGCUUUCCCCCCGCAGCCGCAACUGUAAUAAGCUAUAUGGGGGAGGGGAAUCGCUCUCAAACAGUCAUCUCUUCCUCUUCAGGCCGCCAACGCCGACCGCACCACAGUCUCCUCCGCCCAAGCCCUUUCCCCUCCCCCACCCCAGCCUGGGUCGGAGCCAAACCCCACAGGAAUGCAGCCCGGUCACAUGCGCUGCGGCGGCGGUGGACGUGCCUCUCCCCCCGCGCCCCAAGGAGACCCAGCGCCAUCUUGCCCUGACGCAGUUACAAAAGUCAUGGGAGGAAUUUCGUCUCCUCGUCCGCGCCAGCGCCCCAAAGUUUCGCAGAGGCCGAGCCGGGGCCCUCACCUCGCGCAGGGACAGGAGAAAAUACUCAGGGAAGAGCCUUGAGAUUCUCUUCGCCACUGCUUGGGUUCCAUAUCAGCCGCGGCAGCAACGAUCACCAUCGUCACUUCUCCCUCUCUGCCUUUGCAACAGCCUCCCACGACGGCUCUGGCCCCACCCGCUGCUGCAGCAUGAGGUCAUCGCUAGCCAAUCACGACGCGCCCGACAGAACACAUCAGGCACUGAUUGGCUGCACGGACCGCCUCUGCCUCUCCCCACUUCGCUUACCAAGCGCUCCCGGUCUCUGUGGAGCGAGAAGACGGAAACCGCCAUUUCGGGGGAAAGACCCCGAAAACAAGAACAAGAAUCGCCGUGUUAUUUUAGUGGGGAAACCCUUGUUUUAUUCUUUGGCUUCCCCUUUUUUUCUUGGAGAUAACCGUCUCUCUGUCCCUCCCUCGUUUAAUCACCACCACAUAAAGGAACUCCCGCUCCCCACCCCGCACACUGUCCCGCCGGCGGGGAAAUCCUUCCCCUGGGCCAAAAGAAGUAGGAGGCAGCGACGGCAACUGCACCGACGGCAACGGCAGCUUUUUACCCCGAAACACGGUGGCAGGAAAGCGGCGCUGACGGUGGCUGUACUUUUCCUGCUGCUUCUCCCCCCGACCUCUUCCGUUUCUCGCUCCUCCAUCGAGACGGCGCUGGACGCCCCAGCUCCGCUUUUAUCCGGUGCCCGGAGUCUGCGCACUGGAGCCUCUACAGCCCCUAGUGGGCGUCGAGUGACACCCCAACCGAGUUCACCCAGCGCUGGAGGCCAGACUGGGGAGGGGGAGGGGAAGACU